Messenger RNA from Neodiprion fabricii, 8850 nucleotides. RefSeq lists its product as uncharacterized. The record is from RefSeq and is a predicted model, not a curated record. The transcript is spliced from 16 exons. NCBI's taxonomy places the organism in Eukaryota, Metazoa, Arthropoda, Insecta, Hymenoptera, Diprionidae. The coding region runs from base 471 to 7214 and encodes 2247 amino acids.
UGGGACGCGAAUCGGAAUUUUACAACAUGGCUGCCGAAUGAGAUCAAAGUUGCGGUGCUACACAUUAGGAAAAAUGUAUUUUUCUUAGCCUCUGUAAAGAUAAAAUAAGCAUAAUUACGUAUAAAUUGAUAAAAGACGCGUUAAACGUUGAGCCGAGGGUGCGUCGGUGAUCUAAAUAUGAUUAAAUCUGUGUCUAAUAGUGAGUUGAAGGUGACACCCCGCAAUACUGUAUGGAGUUCGGGAACGUAUGGCAGAGACUAGGGGCCGAGAUAAGAGGGCCCUGGUUCUCCUAAACGUUUUACGCCUCUCGGCUAACCUUCGCGAACUAAUUAGCGAUGCUGUGCGCGUCCCAUGUGAUUCGCUAAAACAUCAAAAACAAUUGAAACCUAUGCUGGUUAGUCGCUUCAGAUUUUGUUAAGAAGAUAAUAAGCGACGAGAAGUGAAAAAAAAAAACUCAAUGGUUUCCUGACAUGAUGGAAAGCAAGUUGUAUGUGAAAAAUGAGCCGGGACUAGAGGGGCAAUCGCUGGUGAAUCCGGCCUGCGUGUCACUGAUGUCAGACGAGGGGGGAGGACCCAGGAUUUGUUUUGUUUGCGGAACCCUGGGUCACAGUGAGCAAUACUGGCUCAGAGUAAAACCUAGUAUAGGCGCUUCGCCCAGCGAACCAUAUUUUCCAUUUUUGGAGUCUCACGAACCGCCGGCUGGCUACAGAGGCGAAGGGGUUAGGAGCGGCGCCAUAAAAGUCUGUAGUCUCUGCUACGCUCUACUCUUGCAGCAAUGGGACAGCUACGAGAGAGACGCCAGGCCCCACAACCAGAGGGUUUACUGGCUGAAGCGGUGCGACGGAGGUCCUUUUACUGGAGCAGAAAUGGCACUCCAGGGGGAAUACGCGGCGCAAGUUUUGGGGCUCACUAACGAACAGCCGACGACGCAGACAAGGCAGGAGAGUCGGCCGGUCGGCGUGUCCCCAAGAUUACUGCCAAAUUCCCCCUCGCCCAGAGUCGAACAGUCUAGACCACCGUCUAAUUCCGUUGAACUGCAAAGGCCGCAUUCUAACGCUGCCGAAUCGUCCAGACAUCUUGAACAAGCAAGACUGACCAUGGAGUCACCUCAUCAAAGACUACAGUCACCGCAUCAGAGGCUACAGAGCCCUCGACAAGUCGUCGAUGAAACUAGACUCUCCAACGAGGCAGCAUUAGAUUUAAGACAUGCUCCCAGAAGCUCGCCAGCACCGCAACCUAGUCUACCACCUCAACCGCAAGCUAUCUAUAGUGGCGGAUCGACGUCCAGCGUCGGCACUGAUAUAUUAGAUUUAUCAAUGCCUGACAAAAACUCAGUGACCGAAGUCUGUUACGUUUGCGGAGAUGAAUACAAGAGAGGUUCCCUAAGCCACAUUGCGGCCAAGCCGCUGCCGACUCCUCCACAUCCUGCUACCAGCCCGCCACCAUUUUUUCCAUCACUAAUGCUUCAUCCAAGACCCAGCAGAAGUCGGCCAAUGGACAGCGCUGGACGAGUGCAGGCUUGCUCGGCGUGUCAGAAUCACCUUUUAUUGCAAUGGAAAGCUUACACCCGACAGGGUGUACCUCACGGGGAGAGAAAUUACGCGCUGAGAAAACGACACGCUCCUGCAGUCGACACCACGACAUUCAUAUGUUAUACGUGCGCCCUGGAAUAUCCGUCGUCAAGUAUAAGACUUUUGUAUUGCUGUUCAAAUCCGGAAAAGGAAGCCUAUUUCCCAUUCAUAUGUUCUUUGAGGCCACCACCUGGUGCAAGUCCGAUAAGUCCUCAAGGCAUGGUGCAAGUUUGUUCUAUUUGCUACAAGGCCAUUCCUCAGAAACAGCAAGUUUUCGGAGGCGACAAUCACGAUGGGCAGCAACAUCCCGCCGCUAUUAUUUCACAACAAAACGAUCUCAGGCAGCAAGGUCUGUCACCAAGGCCGGCUGUCCCAAAAUCACCAGCUAAUUCUGCGGGAAGCGACAUCCGUUUUAAGCCAUAUGAUUUAAACAAAUCAAGCGCUGUUGCAAACAAACAGCGUAGCAUUAACAUAAAAAAUACCACGUCGAGGCAACGAAAUUCUCCUAGCAAUGGACCGGCAGAAAACGGCAAUGUUGCGCCGGGACAAAAUUAUCGGUGCUACAUUUGCGAAAGGCUCUAUCCUCGAAAUCACAUGGAAUGGUUAUCGACUAGUCCGGAAGGCAUGAACUCCCAUGCAAUGCAUUUUCCGUGUCUAAGAGGAAUGGCACGUACUUCCGAAAAUGCGUGCAUGGACAGUCACGGACGUGUCUUGGCAUGUAGUCAGUGCGUCAAUCACCUAUCUCAGCAGUGGGAGAGCAUGGAUGCCGAACGAGUUCCAUUAGAACGUCGGAGGUAUGAUAUUCCUAGCCCACAUCCAAACGGAGAUGUUGGUAGAUCGAUAGCAACACCGCCAAGUUUGAGUUCAGAUAGAACAUUCAGCAGCAUUCCCGGGACGUCGAGUAGUUCGAUCUACUGUUUUUUGUGCGGCCUACACAGCGAUCUCACCUUGGCAAGGGUUCUAUACGGGCGACCUCAGGGUCGAAACGCACCGUUCUUUCCUGAGCUUUUGCGCCAUCAGUCACCUCUGAACGCCGAACAGCUGAGGGAAGACGGCUCAGCGCUAGUCUGUACAUUUUGUUAUCAUUCUCUGCUCGACCAGUGGCGAAAAUACGAGAGUUUGUCGGGCGGACAGCAAAUUAACACUGCCGAGAGGCAGUACAAUACGCAUGAUUACUGUUGCUUCGUUUGCGGUAUUACGACUUAUCGGAAACGCGUCAGAGCGCUUCCUGUUAAAGACUUUGCCUUUCUUAAGAACCACAGACAGCCCGAGAAAAGCUUGUUAUUGGAAAAUGGUGACUUUGCCGUCGUUUGUCUCGAUUGUUAUGAGACGUUACGGACGCAGAGCCUCGAGUACGAAAGAUGGGGCUUGCCUGUCGAUAAAAGAGAAUAUAACUGGAUCGUUCAACCACCGCCACCUGAAAAUGGUCCUGAUGCAGCUGUCGCCAGAUUGCCAUCGGGAGAAAGAUCUGAAAAAGUGGUGCCGCAGACGCUUGCAACAAGGCCGGUGAGGAAAAACUGUUCACCUAAGGCGCCCGACAAGAAAGUUCCGGGAAAGUUGCCAGAAAAAGAUCAAGGACUUCAACCAGCCAGUAACAAGGGACAGCCACCAGCUCCAAUUGGUAAAUCACACAGACCGAGCCCUGGUGUAUUACCACAGGGUCAUACACCAGGACCUGGACCUGGGAACCAACAGAGCAGUAGAAGUUUCGCAGCGGCGCUUCGAAACUUGGCGAAGCAGGCAGGACCAGCUCCGCAAGAAGAGGAACCGAGGGCUAGUCCAAAAAAUCGAGCUCCACCACCACUGGUGAGAGGACCAUCGCCUGCUAAGGAACGUUCGACGCAUGAGCGAAGGCCAGAGGAGAUUCCCUCGCUGUAUACAACUCCUCGACAAGCUGAAACUAGCAAACACAGCGUAACGGCUUCGACCUCCGAACUUCUGGCUAGGUCUGGUUUCCAACCGUAUCGGCCUGAGCAUCAUCCGGCUCAUGCACCGCCAGCAUUUGCUCUGGAUCAGACCUACAGCCCUUAUCAUCACGGUCUUUACCCGCCGCCACACCUGCAACACGCUUAUAGGUUAGAAGAUCAAAUGUACUUGGAAAGGUGUGGGAUGCUUAGACCGCCACUAUUUCCUGGGCUCCCUUCGUAUCCCUUUUAUGGACUGCGAUACAGCCCAGAAAUGUUGCCACCUGCAUCCCUAGGUCUGAUGUCGCCUGUAAUGCACGAGCGCUUGAAGUUGGAAGAAGAGCAUAGAAUUCGACAAGUGAGAGAACAAGCGGCGCUGCGCGAUGAGGAGGAGAGGAGACGGGUCGCUCGAAGUUCGGCCCCUGCUGCUCCCGUUCCCGUCCCUGCCCCUGCCUCAGCCGACACUGCAGCUAGGAAGCCGACCAUAGCGACUCAGUUGCAUAGCGAGCGGGAGAGGGAACGUGAACGCGAACGGGACCGGGAAAGAGAACGAGAACGAGAACGAGAACGAGAACGAGAGCCAGAUCGUGAACGAGAAAGGGAAAAAGAAAGAGAAAGAGAAAGAGAACGAGAGAGAGACAGGGACAGAGAACGUGACCGAGAAAGAGGAAACAAUGUCAACAGUGGCCAUCACGUUACGAGGAAAGAAGACCCGCCUCCCCAUCCCACCGAUUCUACGUCCCUUUAUCACUCAAGACUCCCUUCUUUUCCCAGCCCUGCAGCACCACUUGGUCCCGCAUCACUCAGCUCCGCAUCCAUCUGUUCAGUCAGUUCCACUCCCAUGCCACCUCCACUGAGCUCGACACUACCUCCUCUAAAUUUGGGACCUCCACCUAUAAGUUCAGCGACUAUAGGCCCACCCCCCCCAAUCCCCUCGAUAUCAUCGAUGCCAACUAUGCCCUCGAUACCUUCCUUGGCCCCCAGCAUUAUUGGACCCCCGCCACCUCUCAGUCUGCCUCUAGCACCAAUAAUUUCCAUACCUUCCAUACAUUUACCUUCUGCACCGUCAAGUACCAUUCAUUCUAGUCAGCACAUAACUACGAUAACGAGCGUUACUACAACCAAAACAAUGCAUCAUCAACGUACAAAUCCUAUUGGCUGCACCACGACAAAUUCGUCGUCUUUCGGCGGUACGACAACUACUCAUGCAACGCAUAUAUUAACAACGCCAAGUGCCGUUCCGCCAACGUUGAACAAUUUGGCGAACCAAUCGCCCAGUAUUCACAAAUCUUCUCCUCCUCCACCCCUUUCAAAUAAUCAUAGUUCUAGAAAUAAAGAUGUCCUGUCACAGCCGACCACGCCUCAGCCGGCGUUUGUCAGGCCUUUUGAGGACUCAUUUCGCGCUACUUCGAAACCACAAUUGAGACCCGUACUCAAUAGUCAUAAUCAAAAUGUCCCGAACCAAAUCAAUCAUCAAGAGUCAGUAGUGAAGUCGUCGUCGUCGUCAUCCUCGUCGAGUUUGUGUUCAACGACCCAAGCGGUCACCACACAGUCAAUCCAAGAUGGUUUGCCGGAAAAUGUCAGUAAAUCAUUGACGUCAUCUACGAAUCAUCAGCUCCCCUCCCAAUCUAUUCCAUACUCGACUCCGCAGUUUCAUCAUCCUCAUCUUCCCGUUCCUCAUGUCCCCAGCUUGUAUAAGCCACCUCAUUUCACCCCCCCUUCCACCCAUCAUCAACAACAACAACAACAACAACAACAACAACAACAACAACAACAACAACAACAACAACAACAGCAACAACAACAACCACACCACCACCAGCAACAACAACAACAACAACAUCCUUCUAAUAAGUUAAAUAUUCCUAAUGUAAGCAUUAAUCAUAAUACUACCACAAAUAUUAGUAAUAAUACGAUUAGUACGAAACCGCCAACGCCGCACCAUGUAAGCGAAGCACUGCCAACAGCAGGCAACCUUCAGCGAACCGAUGUCCAAAUAAAUAUUAAUAAUAACUGUAUUACUAAUGAUAAAACUUCUGCGAAUGCUAAUUACUACAAUAAUCAUAUUAUGAGUGGAUCGAAAGCCAUUAGUCGGAAUUACAAAUGUAAUUUAGAAAACGUCCAGAGAGAUGUACAGAAGAAUUGUGCUGGAAAUAAUGAAAGAAACGAAAGCGAUCUAUCGCGACAUACACUGUUGAACCAAAAUCAUUCGACUAUCAAUACAUUGUUAUCGGAUAAAUCUCCUGUACUGUCGCAGUCAACUUAUGACCAUAACAACAAAGGGCCUACUUUUCAACCCUUAAAUUUAAAUACAAAUGAUAAAGAUUGUAAGUCUGAUAUCGAUGUCAAACCCCAGAUGGAUCAAAGUACUAUUAUGUCCACAUUACCGUAUCAACCAGUUGUAAAGUUCAGUUUAAGUGAUGUCGCGCAAAAACCAAUUGGUACUACUCAAUUGAUGCAGAGUAUUAAAUCGGAGGAAGUUUUGCGCACCUGCCAGAAUGUCUCAAAUGUUCUUUUGCAAAUACCAAAAUAUCAAGAAAAGUUAUUGAAUUUCUCAAAUAAUGAACUCAAAUCUGCAUUUUGCUUUACCGACAAGUGCAAUAAUGUGACUGAGAUUUCCGUGAAGUGUGAAUCGGCUGUGUUAAAUGUGCCUGAUCUCAGCAAGUCCUUAGUCAAGCACGAAACUGUGAACGAUAAAUCAUUCUUGAUGCCCGAGAAACCGAAAGAGUUAACAUCGAUGCUGGACCUUGCUGAAAAACGAAGGAAACGUAAACGGGAGAAAACCAUCGGAGCCAGUGUAAGCUCUGAAUCAGAAAGUGAAGAAGAUGUCAAAGAUUCGGAUCUGUGGAUAACCAAAGGGCCGCCUUCUAAGCUUCAAUGUCCUGCCAAGAAACUUUCUUUCCUUGCCAUGUUCGGACUGACCACUCUUAGCACUAGAAAUGAAAUGGAACUUUCCAAGGUGGAAAAACGAUAUAAGCUAAAUCCAGAGCCACCUGUUCCACCAUUGGACUCUGAACCUAUACUUGAAUCUCUAUUACCAAUUCCACGGGAACAUCCUGAUGUGCUUCUUCAAACUCCCGAUUUUGUAGGCAAAGCUGGGUUCCUCAAUAUUCUCGGGCUUGAUGUUAUGCCUCCAACCAAGAGAGAUGAAGCGGAAGUAAGCUGGCAAUACAUUCUCAAGGAUCGGAAAAAACGGAAAAGUGUCAACACAGUGACAGCUUACUGUGAAAGAAUUGCCAGAGUUUAUUCAAGAAAUCCACCGUUGUUACCAAGACCACCGCAGAAAAUGCGACUACUGGACAGAGUGAAAUCAAAACAUUUACCAGAGCGACCACCACCGUUACCACCUUUGGUUCCAAAUAUAGUACCAAGGUUCCACUCUGUCUUACCCACACCUGGAGAGAAUGGCGUUAAGCAACAUUGCAAAAUACCAGAGAUUUGUCAGGCUGACGAUUCGAUUGAUGAUAAAGAUGACAAGGAUAAAUCGAGGUGGGAUGGUAUCGAAGAUACCAUGAUCGCAUACAUGGAAUAUUCAAAAGAAAAAUCGUUGGAGAGAACAGUCUUAGCUGCGCAAACGGCGAAACUAGCAGCACGGACAAAUAAUCUGAGAUCAGAGGCAAUCCAACUAGAAAGAAGAAGAUACGAUUUAUUGUCCAAUUGCUCCGCCCUUGAGACAGAGAGGCGAUGCCUCAGCGAGCAGAUAGAAAGAAUUAACGCUCUUCUGAGAACCCUGAGGUAGCAAUACGCGACGCACAACACGGAAACUCAUUCAUCUGUGAUAUUAUCGACGGGUUAAGAGAGCCGUUGGUAUCUAAAUAGUUGAAACAACAAACAAUUUUUUAACAAUUUUAGAUAAGUAAAUGUAAGAUACAUUGACCAAGUGUACAGCAUUUUUUUAGUCUUUUAUCACAGUUUACUUUAUUUGUAAUGAAUUAAAGCUAUACUGGUAGUUUUUCUAAAUCCAGAAAUUUUAGUUAUUCGAUAUUUAGGCAUUCUUUUACAUAGCGAUUGUUACAUGAAGUUUAAACGUGUCUUAACCAUUUCUAAAACAACUCGUAAAAAGAGUCUGAUUAGAAUAUGCUAUUUGAAAGACAUGUUGAAUAUUGUGUAUGAAAUCAGAGGGGACUAGUGUUUAAAGUGUUGUAAGUAAUCAUAUCAAUAUGAUACGAACGUGUAAAAAUGAAGUGUAAAGAAAACGAAUCAAAAUACAAAUUUCUCUUCAAUUAAUAAGGAAGUUUUAGUGUUUCAUAAUUUUUACUGACGGCUCUUUAACCCAAGGUAUAAGAUAAAUAAUUAUAAUUUGUAUAAUAUUUUAUUGAAUAUAGAGAGAACACUCAUGUAACUUAUUUUAUUCUCUGUAAUGUGGACUUGUAUUUAAAUAUUGAAAAGGAUAUUCUAUCAUAUGAUUCGCACGUUUACUGAUUAGUAGCAUGUGUAUUGAUAAGAUAAACAUAGAAGAGAAGGAUCUCAAUUUAAUAACUGCAAAAUCGAAGAUAAUUGAUUUUUAAACAAUGCGAAUAUCUUUUAUAUUGAAGUAAAAUUGUUUAUCGAACAUUCGCCAUUUGAUGAACCUCUGAAAGAUACUUCUAAUUUGUUGUAAGUACACCAGUGUCUUCUCGAAACGGUCACUUUUUGUGGUUCAAUAUUUUCCGCAUGUAAUAAUUGAAACGCUAAUAAUUAUUUGGAAUUCGCAUAAUUUUUCGGACACAUGUAUUGCAAUUUUUAUAAACUGUAGACUCAACCAUUGAAUAAGAAUAAUAAGAUCCUCCUUCAAUUCUAUGUUGAAUACUUACAAUAAUAAUAAUAAUGUCUGCAAUGGCCAGUGAAUUUCAAAGAAGUGAAAAACGAUGUUGAGGUACUUAACAAAAAACAAGGUUAUAAAAAAUAAUGACUUGACUUUUACCAUAAAAUUGCGUGAGUACAUUCCAUGAAAAUGCUUGUUACCCGCUAAACCUUUAACAUUCCAUGUAUUGAACGGACCUUGAAAAAAUAUGAGUAAACGUGAAAUAACAUUUUUAUUUAAUAUCAUCCAUUUCUUGGCAGACCGUAAUUAUUAUACUUCACCUGGGUCCUAUUUAGUUCUUUCUUUCUUGUUUUCACAUUUUCGAAUAAUUUGGCGUACUGAUUCAAAUCUCAUUGUGCUCUCUAAAUUGAUUAUCUCCUUGCUCCGUAUAAUGUAGCAUCAUAUCUACCCGCCUUCCCUGUUAUAACCCGCAAAUCAAUUUUGUCUGUGUUUUCAACGUUUUGUUCAUUGAGUGCCUACAUUUGUAAAUAUCAUUAUUUUUAUGUAUUGUGUAAUAUUAAGGCAUCUGUAGAAAUCUGCAGGUACCUUUCUGGCCAGAACAAGAGCCUAAAAGUAAACUGUUCGAAAACAC